Molecule: messenger RNA, 4408 nt
Organism: Candidula unifasciata
Lineage: Eukaryota; Metazoa; Mollusca; Gastropoda; Stylommatophora; Geomitridae
Source: the annotation of a GenBank genome assembly
GACUGAAGCAUUGAGUAAAGACUUGGUACAGCAGUGGUAUUUUGCACGAGCUUGUGAAAUUGAGAAGAAAUCCAGACUUGUAGAUAAUGCCAUUGAAUUUGUCAAAUUAGCCACAGAGAGGGGAGCAGAAAAUUUGUCUGAUUUGUUAGAUGAUCUCAUGGUUAUGGAUUUAAUGGUUUAUGAGUGCGGGGUUAGUGAUUCACUGACCUUUGCUACACUGCAAGAGAUGGCAGAUUAUGAUCGUCUUGAGUACAUAAUGUCACAGUCUUCUGAAGAAAUGUAUACCAAGAACCUGCGGCGUUGGAUGGUCCCCUUUCUGCAGCGCUGUGAACAGAAGGAGCCAAUGGCAUACAGCCGACUGCUGCGAGACUUUAUACUGACAAAAGCCAGAAAUUACCUUACUCUUGUGCUGAAAAUAUUUGAAACGUCCAAGCCAAACGUGCCAUCACCUGUGAUACACUCUGAAACAGAACUCAUGACACUUGUGUUGGACAGUCUUUAUUCUUGUGAAAGAAGUGAUCAGCUGGAUCUGGCCAUCAAAAUCUUUGAAUGUCUGCCAACACCGAGUCGUCACAAAGAAUCGCAAGAGAGCAUGAGGCUACACAAACAAAUUGAUCGUCUGGAACAGCACAUAAGUGCUGCAAAGAUUUUACAAGGCCAUGGUAUAAACAAAACAUUAGCAAGCAUCAAAGAGUCUGGGAAUAAUCCUGAAGAAGCCAGAAGUUUGUUGGUCAAGCUGACAAGACUGGCAAGUAAAAGGCCUCUCCCUUUGAGUGACUUGGAGUGGCACAAGCUGCAUGAGGAUGUAAUGUCAUUACAGAGGAAAGUGUACCACUGCAUUGCUCAGAGUGUCUGCCAUGAGAUAUUCGUAGAGAGCUUGAUGUGUUCUGGAAGGCAAGAGACAAUUCAUUUAGCAGGUAUGCUGAUGCUGGAAAGAAGCUCUGUGACAACCAAAGCAAAUCAGUUUCCGAAAGUAACAGGCACUGAUAAAGUUCCCUAUUCCAGGGCUGUUGAACUGGUGUUAUCUUCAGCAAAGGAAUACUUUGAUUCUUCUGCAAAUCUUAAUGAUCCCUGUAUGGAUCUUGCAAGGUCUUGUCUAAACCUGAUCUUGGAUGCUCCACAACCGGUACAGGAGGAGCUGGAUUUAAUUGCUUCCCUGGCACUGUUGGAUGAAUUUGGUGUACCAGUGCUCCCUCUUCAAGUUCGCUUGAGCAAGAAUAGACUUGAACUGGUGAUGAAGGCAGUCUCCACUAAACCUACCAGCUAUAAACAGACACAGAGGCUAUUACGGCUUGGCCAUUUAUUGUGUAUACCUUGCAAAGACAACAAUGAAAGGGAAGGAAUGAUCCUGCAGAUGUGUGCUGAAGCAGCUGUGACUGCUCUGGACUAUGAAUUUGCCUACCAGUGUUGCGAGCGCCUUAUUAGUCUCUGCUAUAGUCCAGCAUGGAAUGUCUGUUGUAAGCUUGCUGAACAAGAAGGCUUCCGAAAAAUUGAGGCUAAAGCUAAACUGCUGACUUUUGCCUUGACAUACUGUAACAAGGAGAUGAUACAACCAGUUCUUCAGGCACGUUGCCUGCUGGAAACUCAGAUCCUUUAUGAGCAGAUCAAUAAAAUUCUGAAUGAGGAUAAAGAGUCAGAUUCACCAGCUUCCAGAGAAAGCCCCUUUUCUGCUCGGGCAGCCAUCAAACAGACUCAGCAGAUUCUCUCAUCAACAAAGAAAACCACUUCUGCUGUCUUAUCCACAAUGACAGAUGCAAAAUGGUGGCAGAGUGCUGCAUCCUUGCUGAAACAACCACAUCACCACAAAGGAGGGGGUGGUAGUGGUUUGAAAGGAAAGGAUUAUGACAACGCUGGUUUUAAAAAACAAGGGUGUCACCCGUUCUAUGCUGGCAUCAUCGAAGAUUGUUGUGAAGAUGUGCGAGCUGCAGACUACUGGGCAACAGCUGACAUUUUUUCAAGCACAGAGAACACCUUAAGUUACAACUUACUGAGAACAGCAAAGUUAGAGGAGAUGCUUACACAAGGCGAGAAACAACAGCUCGCUGUUGAAGCUCUGAUAGAUUUGGCCAAAGAAACAAUGACUAGAGACACAACUCUAGGCUUGGCUUACCUGCUGGCUAUUCCUAAGGACUAUGAUUUUGACAGCUUCUUCGACAGUUUCCCUAGCACUGACAUAUCCCUCCAGUUGGCAGUGUAUUUCUACGCUAUCCAGGUGUACAGCACCAUGCAGCCUUAUACACCCCCUCACGUGUAUGCUCUCUACAGACAAACACCAUCAAAGAUAAUCGGUCGAGUCCUUGAUUACAUUGCCAACAGUUCUGAGAGUGAGAGGCCAAACGAAGUCAAAACAAUGGUUAAAAAGCUGCAAAUGUAUCAGGAGAUGCUGGAGGAUUUCAACCAAGCGUGUACUCUUCAAAGACUUGGCAAAGGUCAGAGCUUGGAUGAUGAAGUUUACAAUAUUUCAUUGUCAUUGGCCAAGCGUUAUGCUCUUCCAUUGUGGGAUGUGUAUUUAUGUCACCUAGAAUAUUUGUUUUCUGACAGCGGGUUGUCAAUUGAGGAACUUCAGACAAGAGUGAAUAAACUUGAUAUACUGAAUACACUCAAGGAACGAAGUUCAGAGUUCACACAGCGUAUGAUGACCCACAUAUACCCAACUCUCGCCGGCACAGACAUGAGAGGUCUAGCCUACUUCUUCAGCCUACUGGAAACUGACAACAACCAAGUUUUAUGUGGAUUGACCCCAUCAGAGCAUGCUACAUUACUCAAGAAGCUGAAACCAGCAUGUCCAGGUUUGGAUUACAAGAAACUAAUGGACAGUGACACAUCCCCUCUUGAGGUACUGCGUCCUUGUCUUACUGCAGCUAACAUCAACACAUUAGCCAAACUGGCUUCACAAAUACCUGACAAGGAGGGAGGUUUCCUCAAACCAAGCUCAAUAUAUGGCUGCUGGGCAAGCCAGAUUUUCUGGGGUCAGGAUGGAAACCAAAAAUUACUUCCAGAAAAUAAGAGUGCCUGGAUCCAUCGUUAUGAAUCAAUUGGUGAAUGGAUUCAGAAACUACUGCCAGAGGAUCUUUUAGCUUUGAUUGACAACAUUGUUUUUACUCCAACUGCAAGAGUAGAGCUGGAUGUCCCAUGUCGAACAGAGAUCACAAAAAGAGCAUUGAAGUUCUCCAAACAAAGUGGCACUGGAAAAAAGAAAAAACUGGAGGACUCUGGAAAAAUGACCUGGGAGGAAUGUUCUCAAUAUUUGCAGACGCGACUCUCUCAUCUCAUGUCAUUAACCAAUGAUACUAUUCAGUCAUUUGCCCAAGCAUCUGAUCCAACAUUUUCCAUGUAUGCAGAAAAAUAUGACCUGUCUAAAGGAGAUUUGCAAGUGGUUGAACUGCUGUUAGUUCAGAUGAUAUUAGAUGGUCAGGCAGUGGAGUUGGUGGAUGAUAUUCUGCAGGUAGCGCCACCAAGUUUACUGAAAACUCGCAAGAUUGUGCAGCGUGCUGUCUCCUUAAUAGUCAAGGCAUUGAGGGGGGACAAUGGCAUACAAGAAAUCAGAGCAAGCAAACCUUGGUUGGAAGUGCUGCAAAUGGUUGUUGAAAAUGUCAGGAAACAUCAAGAUAAUGGGGGAGAUUUAGUACAAGCUGAAGAUGUCAUGUCCUUACUGAGAUCUUUCUGUUCAGAUGCUUCCAUGGAUGUAACCCCUCGCCUGGAUGUGUUAAAGGUGUUAGAAAAAGUGAGUGAAGAGAACAUUGCCUCUGAGGAGUCCAGACUGACUUUGUUUUCUCACCUCCUAGACAAGUGUGACAGCAAGGAGCACUUUCUUACACUGUGUCGUAUCCUCAUUCUGUGGCCACCAUUUUCUUCUGCCUGCAGCUCGGAUCUGAACAAAAACCCAUGGGUCAAAGUGUUCAGUGCUAUCCUGUCUUCACAAGACCUUGGGGGAGAAACCAUAUGUAAGGUUAUCAAAGAUGAAUGCUUAGAAUUCCCACUGGAUAAAAAGUGCACGGAACAUAUCUUUGAACUUCUUGUGCAACAUCAGCAGCCUGUAUCUGCUGUCAAGAUUAUUUUGCAGUCAUCUUAUGCUGACCUGAUAGAAAAGGGCCUUGCUGUUCUCUCAACCUUGACAGAGGGCAUAACUGAAGAAGAUCUGCUGAAACUGAUUUUAAGCCGCAAGCUCAGUUCAAGAGUGGUGUCAAUGCCUGUAUUCUCUCAUCUUAUUUCCUAUGUGCUCAAUUGCCAGGCAUUGCCAACUUGUCCAGAGUAUGCAUCACCUUCUGAGAUUGCCUCCCAGCUACAUGAAGCAGGUGCAGAGGCAGAAGCUGGCUCACUUCUACUACAAGCACGUUCUAGUCAUUCAUUGCUCCAGACUUUCAGCUCAGCACUUACAUCAGCAAAGUACUGGUUCAAGAAAUCAUAA